AUGGAGAUAAAAAAUGAUGAUCGUCACCAUCCCUCGGCGAAGCGAAAUCGGGGACCGAUUCUGGAGGUGCUCCGCAAAGAGCUCCCUGAUGAUGGGUCAGGAAUGGUGCUGGAGAUCGGGUCUGGCAGUGGUUGUCACGCUGAGUUCUUUGCCACGGUGCUGCCGAAACUGCAGUGGCAGCCCACAGAGUUUGUGGCGCUCACAGGGAUGGCUGUGCUCAAGGAAAUCGACAUCGUCGGUGCAAAGGCAUUGCCCAAUGUGCAGCCAGCGCUUGCGCUGGACGCCUCCGCUCCGUGGGAGGAGUGGCCGACUGAGGUUCAGAGCUUGGCCGGUGACUUCACCAUGGUGUACAUGUCCAACGUGACCCACAUUAGCCCAUGGAAGGUGACCUGCGGUGUCAUGGCAGGGGCGGCGAAAGCCCUGGCCAAAGGGGGGCGUCUGAUCAUCUACGGUCCCUUCAAGGUCGAUGGCAAGUGCACCCCACAGAGCAAUGCCGACUUCGACGCGAGCCUGAGAUCGCGCGACCCAGAAUGGGGUUAUCGAGAUAUCGCCGACAUUGCUGCUGAGGCCGAGAAGCAAGGCAUCAAGUUCAUUCAGCGGCAAGAAAUGCCGGCGAACAACUUUUUCCUAACCUUCGAGAAGCAGUGA
Molecule: messenger RNA, 648 nt
Organism: Symbiodinium sp. CCMP2592
Lineage: Eukaryota; Dinophyceae; Suessiales; Symbiodiniaceae
Source: the annotation of a GenBank genome assembly